AUGAGCAGUAGCUCGCGAUCGAACCCUAUUCGUGGGGAAUUUGUUGUUGGUGGAAAGUAUAAAUUAUUGCAAAAAAUUGGCAGUGGAUCUUUUGGUGAAAUUUAUAAAGCAGUCAAUAUUACGAAUGGCGAGGAGGUAGCCGUCAAAUUGGAAUCUAUUCGUGCACGCCAUCCACAAUUGUUAUACGAAGCUAAGCUGUAUAAAGUUUUUCAAAGUGGAGUUGGUAUUCCCCGUUUAAGGUGGUAUGGCCAAGAAAAAGAUUUUAACGUUUUGGUCAUCGAUUUAUUGGGUCCUAGUUUGGAAGAUUUAUUCAAUUACUGUCAAAGAAAGUUUACGAUGAAAACCGUAUUGAUGUUAGCAGAUCAGAUGAUUGGACGAAUUGAAUUUAUCCAUAACAAAAACUUUAUCCAUCGUGACAUUAAGCCGGACAAUUUUCUUAUGGGCUGCGGACGUAAUGCGAACAAGCUAUAUAUUAUCGAUUACGGCUUGGCUAAAAAAUAUCGCGAUAGUCGAUCACGGGCUCACAUCCAAUAUCGCGAAGACAAAAAUCUUACUGGAACCGCUCGUUAUGCAAGCAUAAAUGCCCAUUUGGGUAUUGAGCAAUCGCGUCGUGAUGAUAUGGAAUCGUUGGGCUACGUUUUAAUGUACUUCAAUCGAUCUAGUUUACCGUGGCAAGGAUUGAAAGCUGCUACUAAAAGGCAAAAGUAUGAAAAAAUCAGCGAGAAAAAAAUGUCAACGCCUAUCGAAGUUUUAUGCAAAGGAUAUCCAACAGAAUUUGCAAUGUAUCUUAAUUACUGUCGUGGCCUAAGAUUCGAGGAACCACCGGACUAUAUGUACCUGCGUCAGUUAUUUCGAAUCCUGUUUAAAACACUCAAUCAUCAAUAUGAUUUUGUCUUCGACUGGACAAUACUGAAGCAAAAACAACAACAAGAAAUGCAACCACAUAGGAAAUCUAAACUGACAAGAGAAAGGAAGAAGAAAAUCGAAAAAUAA
This is a messenger RNA of Trichoplax adhaerens, 993 nucleotides long. Its product is annotated as casein kinase I alpha. Gene Ontology annotation, molecular function: ATP binding; protein serine/threonine kinase activity. The transcript has 7 exons. Gene Ontology annotation, cellular component: cytoplasm; nucleus. The record is from RefSeq and is a predicted model, not a curated record. The coding region runs from base 1 to 993 and encodes 330 amino acids. Gene Ontology annotation, biological process: peptidyl-serine phosphorylation; signal transduction; negative regulation of canonical Wnt signaling pathway. NCBI's taxonomy places the organism in Eukaryota, Metazoa, Placozoa, Uniplacotomia, Trichoplacea, Trichoplacidae.